ACCCAUCUCUGCCGCCUCCCGCCAUGCUCCGGACACGGACUGUUGUGAGCUCGCUGUCGGGCCUUCGCGCUGCUGCGGGAGCCUCCAUGGCGAUGCCUACCCGCACUGCAUACACAUGGGACCAGCGUGCCGAGGCUGAGCGCCUCCGCGUUGAGGAGGGCCGCCUCCAUGAGGAGGCCGAUGUGCUUGACGAGCCCAUUAUUUUCGACACCGACCCGUACAUCACGCCCGGGCGGGCGCUCGGCGCGCUGGGGCUGGCCUUUGUGGGCAUCGGCGCCUUUUACGGAUUCUUGACCAUCAUCGAUCCGUCGCAGUCAAACCCAGCCGUUCCGCGCGAGUUCCCCUUCAACGGCCUCCAUGUCGAGCUCGGUGGUGAUCCCGAUGUCGUGCCGGCCACCGCUUCCGCCGAUGCCGCCGACGAGUAA
Thecamonas trahens ATCC 50062 is the source of this 425-nucleotide messenger RNA. RefSeq lists its product as uncharacterized. Bases 24 to 425 code for a protein of 133 amino acids. The transcript has 2 exons. Lineage: Eukaryota; Apusomonadida; Apusomonadidae. The record is from RefSeq and is a predicted model, not a curated record.